AUGCUGAUCAUCCUGGACCUAGACAAGUGCCCCAUCAAGUACUGGCCUUGGGGAUUAAGAAGGCUUUCGUAUCUUCAAGAACUCUAUGGAUUCGUUGUGAGUCAUCUUAGAAAGCUAUGUGCCUCUCUUCUUAAGAUUAAGGAACUGACCACCAUAAGAGAACUGCAAAUACGUAUAAGUGAUACCACAGUAAUCUCAGACAAUGCACUUGAUGUCCUAUGUCAGCUUAAAGGGAUCAAGGUUUUAGCUAUUGAUGCGGAAGGUUGUACAAAGAGCGAUGUUUUCAAAAUGCUAGACAACCUGACUCCUCCUCCAAGUUCCAACACUCCAAGAGCUACUGCUUCCUGGAAACUUGAAGGUCUGUGUUUGUGUCUCGUGAGGCUUGAGGUAGAUUGGGAGGACUUGAAGGAGGAUAUGCCUGAACUACGCUAA
Messenger RNA from Prunus armeniaca (apricot), 432 nucleotides. Lineage: Eukaryota; Viridiplantae; Streptophyta; Magnoliopsida; Rosales; Rosaceae. The record is from the annotation of a GenBank genome assembly.